Molecule: messenger RNA, 3279 nt
Organism: Ceratitis capitata (Mediterranean fruit fly)
Lineage: Eukaryota; Metazoa; Arthropoda; Insecta; Diptera; Tephritidae
Gene: alpha-Cat
Product: catenin alpha
Exons: 1
Coding region: 383-3121 (912 amino acids)
Biological process (GO): cell migration; cell-cell adhesion
Cellular component (GO): catenin complex; adherens junction
Molecular function (GO): beta-catenin binding; actin filament binding; cadherin binding
Source: RefSeq, a predicted model, not a curated record
AAUUUUUUGUUUUAAAUUAAAUAAAUUUUAUUUUUCAUCUCAGUACUAAAAUUCUCAGUUUCCUCUCGGCCAAAGUGUUCAGCUUUCAACACCAAUUCAAUGUUCCACCAUAAUGCACGCCAUCUGAGAGCCACAGUGAGAGCGCCAGUUAUACCCAUGCAAAGAUACACAAUCUUUUAACUUGCGUUUGAGGAGAGCUCGUCUACCAACUGGCCGGGAGUAAUAAACGAACAACGGACGCGAAUUCAUUUCGGUGUGGUCGCAGUUAUUUACGUGAACGUAUAGUAAAUUUUUUGCUUUUACAAUAAGUAAACCAACCUAGAUUUGUUUAUACAUAUUUUUUGCCGUUUUAUACACAUUCUAUCGCCUUCGAUUACCUACUAUGAUGGGCGUGGUAUCAGACUUUGGGCAGAUAGCUACUAAAUGGGAUUUAAAGAAUUUGGAAAUCCGUACAAUGACCGUGGAGAAAACGUUGGAGCCGUUGGUGUUGCAAGUGACCACUUUGGUGAAUACAACAGAGCCGAGCAAGAAGAAGAAGGGAAAAUCGAAACGUGCCAGCGCGCUUGUGGCAUCCAUUGAAAAAGCUACUGAAAAUUUUGUCAUCAAAGGUGAACAAAUCGCAUAUGAAAAUCCGGAUAUUACUCAGGAAAUGUUGGCCGCUGUGGAAGAGGUACGUAAAACUGGUGAUGCAAUGAGUAUGGCUGCCAGGGAGUUUGCUGCCGACCCCUGUUCUUCGCUGAAGCGUGGCAACAUGGUACGUGCUGCACGUAAUCUACUCUCCGCUGUCACCAGGUUACUCAUAUUAGCGGAUAUGGUUGAUGUACACUUGUUGCUGAAAUCCUUGCACGUCGUCGAGGACGAUCUGAAUAAGUUGAAGAAUGCCUGCAGCCAGGACGAGCUAUUGAGUAACAUUGAACAGUUUGGUGAAAAUGCUGGUGAGUUAAUUAAGCAGGCUGCUAAACGUCAACAAGAGCUAAAGGAUCCCCAAUUGCGCGACGAUUUGGCUGCAGCUCGUGCUAUGCUCAAGAAGCAUUCAACAAUGUUAUUCACCGCUUCCAAAGUAUAUGUGCGUCAUCCUGAAUUGGAUUUGGCUAAGUUGAAUCGUGAUUUUAUAUUGAAAGAAGUGUGCGCAGCUGUGAACACCAUCAGUGAUGUGGCUCAGGGUAAAUCCUCACAACCAACUGAAAUCUAUAGUGGCGCUGGUGAAUUAGCAGCUGCAUUAGAUGACUUCGAUGAGGGUAUCAUGAUGGAUACGUUGACUUACAGUGAGGAGCAUUCCCGACAAUUACUGGAAGAGCGUUUGGAAAGCAUCAUUAGUGCAGCCGCAUUGAUGGCUGAUGCAGAUUGUACGCGCGAUGAACGACGUGAGCGCAUAGUUGCUGAAUGUAAUGCCGUACGUCAGGCGCUGCAGGAUCUACUCUCCGAGUAUAUGUCAAAUAUGGGACAAAAAGAUCAUACACCCGGCUUGGAUAGAGCCAUCGAUCAAAUGUGUCGCAAAACUCGCGAUCUCCGCAGACAACUACGCAAAGCAGUCGUCGAUCACGUAUCAGAUUCAUUUUUGGAGACAUCUACACCACUGAUUGAUCUUAUCGAGUGCGCCAAGACGGGUAAUGAGGUGAAAUUGCGUGAGAAAGCCGAUAUAUUUACCAGACAUGCUGAAAAACUGGUGGAAGUCGCAAACUUGGUAUGCAGUAUGUCGAAUAAUGAGGAUGGUGUGAAGAUGGUACGUUUUGCAGCAUCUCAGAUUGAGAGUCUCUGUCCGCAAGUUAUCAACGCUGCUUCCAUACUUUGCGUGCGCCCAAACUCUAAAGUGGCACAGGAAAAUAUGUCAGCGUACCGACAGGCCUGGGAAGCGCAGGUGCGUAUACUCACCGAAGCCGUUGAUGAUAUUACAACUAUCGAUGAUUUUCUCGCUGUUUCCGAGAAUCAUAUACUCGAAGACGUCAACAAAUGUGUUAUGUCACUUCAAAUGGGUGCGCCACAAGAGCUACGCAGCACAGCAGGCGCCAUACAAGGACGUUCGGCGCGUAUUUGCGAUGUUGUUGAGGCUGAAAUGGACAAUUACGAGCCUUGCGUUUACACAAAACGCGUAAUGGACGCAGUCAGAGUACUCAAGGAGCAGGUGAUGGCCAAUUUUGCACAACGCGUUGAUACCGCCGUCGAUGCGUUGGUGAACAAUUGCAGUCGUGAUGUGGACGAGAAUGACUUUAUCGACGCCUCACGUUUGGUCUACGAUGGCGUGCGCGAGAUACGACGCGCUGUGUUGAUGAACCGCAACUCUGAUGAGUUAGACACCGACACAGAGUUCGAACCGGCUGAGAAUACAAUGUCGGAAACACGCAGCAAAUCGAGUGCGCAGGAUGGCGGCCCUACCGUGGAUGAGUACCCUGAGAUUAGUGGUAUUUGCACAGCACGUGAAGCUAUGCGUAAAAUGACUGAAGAAGACAAGCAGAAGAUUGCCCAACAAGUAGAGCUCUUCCGACGUGAAAAACUCACCUUUGACUCUGAGGUGGCUAAAUGGGACGAUGCUGGCAACGAUAUCAUCUUCCUGGCUAAGCAUAUGUGUAUGAUUAUGAUGGAAAUGACAGAUUUCACACGUGGACGCGGUCCGCUCAAGACCACCAUGGAUGUUAUUAAUGCAGCUAAGAAAAUCUCUGAAGCUGGCACGAAACUUGACAAGCUGACACGUGAAAUAGCCGAACAAUGCCCUGAGAGUAGCACCAAAAAGGAUCUGCUCGCUUAUCUACAACGUAUCGCACUCUAUUGUCAUCAAAUCCAGAUCACAUCCAAAGUCAAGGCGGAUGUACAGAAUAUAAGUGGCGAAUUGAUAGUCUCCGGUUUGGACAGUGCUACUUCCUUGAUUCAAGCAGCCAAGAAUCUCAUGAACGCUGUUGUGCUCACCGUUAAGUAUUCGUAUGUAGCAUCGACGAAAUACACUCGGCAAGGUACAGUCACAUCGCCCAUUGUGGUUUGGAAGAUGAAGGCGCCCGAAAAGAAACCACUCGUACGCCCAGAGAAGCCGGAAGAGGUGCGUGCUAAAGUGCGUAAGGGAUCACAGAAGAAGGUGCAGAAUCCAAUACAUGCGCUCUCGGAAUUCCAAAGUCCUGAUGGUGCGGUUUAAGAUUUGAACAUAUUUAAGGAAAAUCAUACAACCUAUAAUGUAUGUAUGUAAUAGGUAUUAUCAUUAUUAUUAUUAUUAUUAUUAUAAUAAAGUAGAGGUAUUAGAAUUCAUGUCCACUUGCAAAGUUUGACUGAAUAAAUAUGAAUAAAGACAGGAAA